GUGACACUUCUGGACAUAACUCUGCCAGCGUUCCAGAUUGUUGGCCACCCAGCUGCUUAAUUUGAUCAAAUAAAGUGCUGCUUGAUCAAGAAGUCUCCGCUUGGGUUAUCUGAUUAGACUGAUACGGUAUCUCAAUUUUAAGUAAGGGAUUGGGAUCUUACAGGCAAACAGCUUUCCUCGCAGAGUUGAAGCUAUGGUUCUGAUCAGACUGCUAGUAAACCUUCUGAUACUGCAGCUUUCUUAUGCACAAAAGUCUUCUGAACUGGUCGUUGGAGGUGAUGAAUGUAACAUAAAUGAACAUCGUUCCCUUGUAGCCAUCUUUAACUCUACCGGGUUUUUCUGCAGUGGGACUUUGAUCAACCAGGAAUGGGUGGUCACUGCUGCACACUGCGACAGUACAAAUUUCAAAAUGAAGCUUGGUGUGCAUAGCAAAAAGGUACCAAAUGAGGAUGAGCAGACAAGAAACCCAAAGGAGAAGUUCUUUUGUCCCAAUAAGAAAAAAGAUGAUGUACUGGACAAGGACAUCAUGUUGAUCAAGCUGGACAGUCCUGUUAGCAACAGUGAACACAUCGCGCCUCUCAGCUUGCCUUCCAGCGCUCCCAGUGUGGGCUCAGUUUGCCGUAUUAUCGGAUGGGGAUCAAUCACACCUAUUGAAAAGACUUUGCCUGAUGUCCCUUAUUGUGCUAACAUUAACCUACUCGAUGAUGCGGUGUGUCAACCACCUUAUCCAGAAUUGCCGGCGACAAGCAGAACAUUGUGUGCAGGUAUCGUGCAAGGAGGCAAAGAUACAUGUGGGGGUGACUCUGGGGGACCCCUCAUCUGUAAUGGACAAUUCCAUGGCAUUGUAUUUUAUGGGGCGCAUCCUUGUGGCCAAGCUCUUAAGCCUGGUGUCUACACCAAGGUCUUUGAUUAUAAUGACUGGAUUCAGAGCAUUAUUGCAGGAAAUACAGCUGCAACUUGCCCCCCGUGAAAACUGUAAAUGUAACAUAUUAGUACAUCUCUUCUAUAUCCCUAACCAUAAUCAAAUGCAUUGGAAUAUAUUCCCAGGCAGUAAGCUUUUUUUAGACUCAAAUAGGACUGCCUUUGGAGUAAGAAAUGCUCAAAAUAGUGCUGUAGGGAUCAUGUCCCAUUUAAUUUCAGUAUAAAACAAUCUCAGUAAAAUGGAGACCAGUUUUAGGAUGAGGUGCAAAUUUUUCUGAUUCAAAAAUGGACCAUUCCAAAUAUUUUAAGCUCUGAAUAUCUUUCCAUUUCUGUCCACUUCUGGGACAGUGGGGUCCUUGAUGCUCUCUGAGCUUCUCUUCUUGCAGACGUUUCAUUACCCAGCUAGGUAACAUCAUCAGUGCUAGAAUAUUCUCUUCUAUUGUUAGUUCUGUGGCAUUUACAAUACGCUCAUAUGGAGUCACCCCACAAACAUAUCCAUAUACCCAGGUCCCACUGUUGCCUAAAAAGGAUCCCAGAUUAAGCCCCACUUCCCAAUCACUAAAUAGAAUCUUUUGAGAAUAUGUUUUCAUGUAAAUUCUCAAGUAACCACAGCAAUAAAAUUGUAUAAAUCAUU
Crotalus tigris (Tiger rattlesnake) is the source of this 1555-nucleotide messenger RNA. RefSeq names its product snake venom serine protease catroxase-2. The record is from RefSeq and is a predicted model, not a curated record. The transcript is spliced from 6 exons. The coding region runs from base 194 to 970 and encodes 258 amino acids. Gene Ontology annotation, molecular function: serine-type endopeptidase activity. Gene Ontology annotation, biological process: proteolysis. NCBI's taxonomy places the organism in Eukaryota, Metazoa, Chordata, Lepidosauria, Squamata, Viperidae.